UGUCCUUCAAUUCCAAGGAGUCGGUGUAGAUGUAUCGGAGCAGAUGCUUGAAGGCGGUCGACGAUACAUCAAGCGUUAUUUCGCUCUGCUUACUCUCCUCCAGACCACCGUACAGAAGCGCCCGGAAGUACUCACAGCCUUACUGCUAGGAUUGUGCGGUGCGCUGAAAUGCGCUCCUUUUCUACGACGAAUGUUACAUCGGAAUAAUCAUCCGAUAUGCAUAAUUCUCCCAGGCUCACUAAAACCUGAUCCGAAUGAUCGAUCAUACUGGCGCUAACCAUUCUGAAGUACGCGGUAGAAUGAACUUGAUAUCUGGAAUGUUAUGGAAUAAGAGGAUGAAAGACUCGACACCAUUUGGUGAUCACUGGCUUUUUGUGCUCACAAAGGAAUUACGAAGUUAUGGCUGAGCACGCACUACCACGAAAUCUGUUUCAUUCGAAGCGGGAAACAAUGAUUGCCAAAUUGACGGCUCGAGACGAUGACACUUUCACAUAUUCAUAUUCACUCAAGACGGUACACCCAAAGAACAAGAAGCUCAUCCACAUCGAGCUAUCUCACUGCCGGGUGAAGACUUGGCCGCAAACGCUAAAGUGAAAUGGACAACGAAUGGAGAACGUAAUCAAGCUUGUUUUGAACUUGGGAAACGAUACUUUAUUAACUAUAUUCAUCUUAAUCUGAAUAAUCCAAUAACCCCAUAUCAUCCCUGCUCCAAAACCGAAAGUUUGUCGGUGUCAUCCGAUGGCAAAACAUGGUCAACCGUUUCAACAGGAACAAACAAUUACUCUUAUUUUACUUCCCAUCCAAGUGCUAGUUUCCUUAAGGAACAGGUUCGCUACAUUCGUUACGAGUCACCAUUUUAUAAUUCCAGCCGUAACAUUUCUUUGUCGGCCAUAUUAAAGCCAUUUUGACCAUUUUAAUAUAAUCCCAUUUUAACUAGAUUGAUCCCAAGACUAGAUGAUCCCAUUUUGAAUUAUAAAAUGGCUAUAUUCGUUGAAAUCUUUGAUCUGUUUUCUGUUCAUUUGAAUUUAUAAAAAAUAAACUUGGAAUAUUUCAAUCGUUAUUACCUUUUUUACGCUUAAUUUGCGUUCGUUAAUGUUGUUGUUUUAGUCAUGGGAUUGAGCAAUAUUGUACAGUAUCAUAAUCAAUUUUACUAUCAACUUUACUGUGAGAACAGCCACCAAGGUGAAGGUUCAUCAAACUUAAAAUAUAGAUAUAAUAAAAGUAAACUACUCCAUGUAAGUAUUUCCAUAUUACUGUUCCGUUCUAAUCACAUGCUUAUUAACACCUCUUAAUGUUAUCCAGACAGCUCUAAUUCGCUUUCAUCCAUCUUUCGAGCGCGAACAACUUUCUAACAUCUUUAUUGAGUUUGUGCGUUAUAAUAACCGCGUUAGAUAAUCGACGUUUCAUUUCCUCGGUUAUUUGAUCAUAAACUUGAGCCAUUUAAUGCACUUGAACCGGCCGUUCAGGAUAAUCUUUUCGCUGCCAUAACACUAGUGUAACUACUCGAGAUGGAUAAAAGAAAAACGACUGGUUCGUUGUAUAAAAGCGCAACCGUUUCCAGAUAGAGCAUCAAUCACACAUCGGAAGCUCUACCAGCAGGAAUAGUUAUUUCGUCAUUUUUGAAUUCUCAUCAACUAGCAUCAUGCUACGUAAGGUCUUUGCUGUUGUCUCGGUACUCCUGGUAGUAAGUGCAGCCAAGGUGACAAAACUGGUGCUGGACGACAACUACGUCAACCGAGUGGUUGGAGGAGAGGUAGCGAAGAACGGUUCGGCCCCGUACCAGGUAUCGCUGCAGGUUCCCGGCUGGGGUCACAACUGUGGAGGAUCGCUGCUAAACAAUCGAUGGGUACUGACGGCAGCACACUGUCUGGUCGGCUAUGAGCCCAGUGAUUUGAUGGUACUCGUCGGCACAAACAGUCUCAAGGAGGGAGGCGAACUUCUGAAGGUUGACAAGCUACUGUACCACAGCCGUUACAAUCGUCCCCAGUUCCAUAAUGACAUCGGUUUGAUGCGGCUGGAGCAACCGGUACAGUUCUCGGAGCUUGUGCAGAGUGUGGAGUACCUGGAGAAGGCGGUCCCGGUCAAUGCGACGGUGCGACUGACGGGCUGGGGUCGUACCAGCACUAAUGGGAAUGUUCCCACGCUACUCCAGAGCCUGAACGUUGUAACGCUGUCGAACGAAGACUGUAAGGCUAAGAUGGGCAAUCCGAAGAAUGUCGACCUGGGACACGUUUGCACACUGACCAAGGCUGGCGAGGGAGCGUGCAAUGGUGAUUCCGGCGGCCCACUGGUGUACGAAGGAAAGCUGGUCGGUGUGGUGAACUUUGGCGUUCCGUGCGGUCGCGGAUUCCCGGAUGGGUUCGCACGUGUCUCCUACUACCAUGAGUGGGUUCGCACAACGAUGGCUAACAACUCGCCGUUCGCCGACGGUGUACCAAACAGAACCAAUUCUCGCAAUAGCACCAUGCUACGAAAGGUCUUUGCUGUUGUCUCGGUACUCCUAGUAGUAAAUGCAGCAAAGGUGCCAAAACUGGUGCUGGAUGACAACUACGUCAACCGAGUAGUUGGAGGAGAGGUAGCGAAGAACGGUUCGGCCCCUUACCAGGUAUCGCUGCAGGUACCCGGCUGGGGUCACAACUGUGGAGGAUCACUGCUAAACGAUCGAUGGGUACUAACGGCAGCACACUGUCUGGUCGGACAUGCUCCCGGUGAUUUGAUGGUACUCGUCGGCACAAACAGUCUCAAGGAGGGAGGCGAACUUUUGAAGGUUGACAAGCUGCUGUACCAUAGCCGUUACAAUCGUCCCCAGUUCCAUAAUGACAUCGGAUUGGUGCGACUAGAGCAACCGGUACAGUUCUCGGAGCUUGUGCAGAGUGUGGAGUACUCGGAAAAGGUAGUUCCGGCCAAUGCGACGGUGCGAUUGACGGGCUGGGGUCGUACUAGUGCAAACGGACCAUCACCAACGCUACUGCAGAGCCUGAACGUUGUAACGCUGUCCAACGAGGAUUGCAAUAAGAAGGGAGGCGAUCCAGGCUAUACGGAUGUUGGACAUCUUUGUACGCUGACUAAAACAGGCGAAGGAGCGUGCAAUGGUGACUCUGGUGGCCCACUGGUGUACGAGGGAAAGCUGGUCGGAGUGGUGAACUUUGGCGUUCCCUGUGCUUUAGGAUAUCCGGACGGUUUUGCCCGUGUCUCGUACUAUCAUGAUUGGGUUCGCACAACGAUGACUAACAAUUCAAAGUGAUCUAUUGCAGUGUAGUUGAGAUAAGCAAAUGAAUGCGAAAUAAUAAAAUAUAAAUUUAUGGAAAAUUU
Messenger RNA from Anopheles merus, 3312 nucleotides. RefSeq names its product transmembrane protease serine 11G-like. The transcript has 7 exons. Gene Ontology annotation, biological process: proteolysis. Bases 1643 to 3244 code for a protein of 533 amino acids. Gene Ontology annotation, molecular function: serine-type endopeptidase activity. Lineage: Eukaryota; Metazoa; Arthropoda; Insecta; Diptera; Culicidae. The record is from RefSeq and is a predicted model, not a curated record.